AUGCCCUCGGACUUCAUCUCAUUGCUCAGCGCGGACCUAGACCUGGAGUCGCCCAAGUCCCUGUACUCGCGAGAUUCUCUGAAGUUACACCCAUCCCAGAAUUUUCAUAGAGCUGGACUAUUGGAAGAAUCUGUCUAUGAUCUUCUCCCAAAGGAGUUACAGUUACCUCCAUCUAGAGAAACAACUGUAGCAUCAAUGAGUCAAACAAGUGGUGGUGAGGCAGGCUCGCCUCCUCCAGCUGUAGUUGCUGCUGAUGCUUCUUCAGCUCCCUCCUCUUCCUCCAUGGGCGGUGCUUGCAGCUCCUUUACCACCUCUUCCAGCCCUACCAUUUAUUCUACCUCAGUCACCGACAGCAAGGCUAUGCAAGUGGAGAGCUGCUCCUCAGCCUUGGGGGUAAGUAACAGAGGGGUAAGUGAAAAGCAGAUAACCAGUAACACAGUUCAGCAGCAUCCAUCAACACCGAAGAGGCACACAGUCUUGUACAUCUCACCACCACCUGAGGACUUGCUGGAUAACAGUCGGAUGUCCUGCCAGGAUGAGGGGUGUGCAUUGGAAUCUGAGCAGAGCUGCAGUAUGUGGAUGGAGGAUUCCCCCUCCAACUUCAGUAACAUGAGCACCAGUUCCUACAAUGAUAAUACUGAGGUACCUCGUAAAUCACGAAAACGAAAUCCAAAGCAGAGGCCGGGGGUCAAACGACGAGAUUGUGAAGAAUCUAAUAUGGAUAUAUUUGAUGCCGACAGUGCCAAAGCACCUCAUUAUGUGCUCUCUCAGCUUACCACGGACAACAAAGGCAACUCAAAAGCAGGAAAUGGAACAUUGGAAAACCAAAAAGGAACUGGAGUAAAGAAAAGCCCUAUGUUGAGUGGACAGUAUCCUGUUAAAAGUGAGGGAAAGGAGCUGAAGAUACUUGUACAACCUGAGACCCAACAUAGAGCUCGGUACCUGACGGAAGGUAGCCGAGGCUCGGUCAAGGAUAGAACACAGCAAGGCUUUCCUACAGUAAAGCUGGAAGGCCAUAAUGAGCCAGUAGUGUUGCAAGUGUUUGUGGGUAACGACUCUGGUCGAGUGAAACCACAUGGAUUUUAUCAGGCCUGCAGGGUAACUGGGCGAAAUACAACUCCCUGCAAAGAAGUGGACAUUGAAGGCACUACUGUUAUAGAAGUUGGCCUUGAUCCGAACAACAACAUGACACUAGCGGUGGACUGCGUAGGGAUAUUGAAAUUGAGAAAUGCUGAUGUUGAAGCCAGAAUAGGAAUUGCUGGUUCCAAGAAAAAAAGUACUCGUGCCAGAUUGGUUUUUCGAGUUAAUAUCACAAGGAAAGAUGGCUCCACUUUGACACUGCAGACACCCUCUUCUCCGAUUUUAUGUACUCAGCCAGCAGGAGUGCCAGAGAUCUUAAAGAAGAGCUUGCAUAGUUGUUCAGUGAAAGGAGAGGAAGAAGUAUUUUUAAUUGGCAAGAACUUUCUAAAAGGAACUAAAGUGAUUUUCCAAGAAAAUGUUUCUGAUGAAAACUCUUGGAAGUCAGAAGCUGAAAUCGACAUGGAAUUAUUUCAUCAGAAUCAUCUUAUUGUGAAGGUUCCCCCAUAUCAUGACCAACAUAUAACUUUGCCAGUAUCAGUGGGAAUAUAUGUAGUGACCAAUGCUGGAAGAUCUCAUGAUGUUCAACCAUUCACUUACACUCCAGACCCAGCAGCAGCUGGUGCUUUGAAUGUAAAUGUGAAGAAGGAAAUAUCUAGUCCAGCACGACCUUGCUCUUUUGAAGAGGCCAUGAAAGCUAUAAAAACUACUGGAUGUAACUUAGAAAAGGUAAAUAUUCUUCCUAAUGCUCUGAUCACUCCACUCAUAUCAAGCAAUAUGAUUAAGAGUGAAGAUGUUACUCCAAUGGAAGUGACAGCAGAAAAAAGACCGAUUUUUAAGACUACGAAGACAGUUGGACCAACUCAACAAACAUUGGAAAAUAUCUCUAACAUAACAGGAAAUGGCUCUUUUUCAUCAUCAUCAUCAUCUUCUCAUUUACCCUCUGAAAAUGAAAAGCAGCAGCAGAUUCAGCCCAAGGCAUACAAUCCAGAAACCCUGACAACUAUCCAAACACAGGACAUUUCACAGACUGGUACCUUUCCAACAGUUUCUGCUUCUAGUCAGCUGCCUAACAGUGAUGCACUACUGCAGCAGGCCACACAGUUUCAGACAAGAGAAGCUCAAUCUAGAGAGGUAUUGCAGUCAGAUGGAACUGUGAUUAAUUUGUCACACCUGACUGAGGCAUCACAGCAACAGCAGCAGUCACCACUACAAGAACAAGCACAGACUUUACAGCAGCAGAUUUCAUCAAGUAUGUUCCCAUCACCAAGUAGUGUGAGUCAGAUACAGAACACGAUUCAGCAGUUGCAAGCAGGAAAUUUUAGCGGCAGUACUGCUAGUGGCAGCAGUGGAAAUGUUGACUUGGUUUUAGAGGCACAACAAGUUUUAGAGGCACAACAACAGUUAUCUUCAGUUUUGUUUUCUACUCCAGAUGGUAAUGAGAAUGUUCCAGAACAGCUUAGUGCAGAUAUUUUUCAACAAGUCAGUCAAAUUCAAAAUAGUGUAAGCCCUGGAAUGUUUUCCCAGACAGAACCAGCAGUCCAUACCAGACCAGAUAAUUUAAUAGCUGGAAGAGCUGAAAGUGUUCACUCACAGACUGAAAACACGUUAUCUAAUCAACAGCAACAGCAACAGCAACAGCAGGUGAUGGAAUCAUCAGCUGCAAUGGUGAUGGAGAUGCAGCAGAGUAUCUGCCAGGCCCAGAUUCAGUCAGAAUUAUUUCCUUCAACUGCUUCAGCAAAUGGAAAUCUUCAGCAGUCUCCAGUUUACCAGCAGACUCCUCAUAUGAUGAGUACAUUACCUACCAGUGAGGACAUGCAAAUGCAAUGUGAAUUGUUUUCUUCUCCUACAGUUUCUGGAAAUGAAACUAAUACAACCACCACACAGCAGGUUGCAACCCCUGGCACUACCAUGUUUCAAACGUCAAGUUCAGGAGAUGCAGAGGAAACGGGCACACAAGCAAAACAGAUGCAGAACAGUGUCUUUCAGACCAUUGUCCAAAUGCAACAUAGUGGGGACAAUCAACCUCAAGUUAACCUUUUUUCAUCUACGAAAAGUAUGAUGAGUGUUCAAAAUAGUGGUGCCCAGCAACAAGGUAAUAGUUUAUUCCAGCAAGGUAAUGAGAUGAUGUCACUCCAAUCUGGGAAUUUUUUGCAGCAGCCUUCUCAUUCACAGGCUCAGCUUUUUCAUCCUCAAAAUCCUAUUGCUGAUGCUCAGAACCUUUCACAGGAAACUCAAGGUUCUAUUUUCCACAGCCCAAGUCCUAUUGUUCACAGUCAGACUUCUACAACCUCCACUGAACAGAUGCAGCCUCCAAUGUUUCACUCUCAAAGUACCAUGGCUGUGCUACAAGGCUCUAACGUACCUCAAGAUCAGCAGUCAGCCAACAUAUUUCUUUCCCAAAGUCCAAUGAAUAAUCUUCAAGCUAACGCAGUAGCCCAGGAAGAACAGAUUUCAUUUUUUGCAGCUCAGAACUCAAUUUCUCCACUUCAGUCAACGUCAAACACUGAGCAGCAAACUGCUUUCCAACAGCAGCCUCCAAUAUCACACAUUCAGACCCCUAUGCUUGCCCAAGAACAGGCACAAUCCUCCCAGCAAGGUCUAUUUCAGCCUCAGGUAUCCCUGGGCUCCCUUCCUCCUAAUCCAAUGCCUCAAAACCAACAAGGGACAAUCUUCCAGGCACAGCACUCAAUAGUUGCCAUCCAGAGUAACUCCCCAUCCCAGGAACAGCAACAGCAGCAGCAGCAACAGCAACAGCAGCAACAGCAACAGCAGCAACAACAACAGAACAUUUUAUUCAGUAAUCAGAAUACCAUGGCUACAAUGGCAUCUCAAAAACCACCACCACCAAACAUGAUAUUCAACCCAAGUCAAAAUCCAAUGGCUAAUCAGGAGCAACAGAACCAGUCAAUAUUUCACCAACAAAAUAAUAUGGCCACAAUGAAUCAAGAGCAACAACAGCCCAUGCAAUUUCAGAACCAGCCCACAGUUUCCUCACUUCAAAACCCAGGUCCUACUCAGUCUGAAUCGUCACAGACAUCCUUGUUCCAUAGCUCUUCUCAGAUGCAACUGGUCCAGGGGUCACCCAGUUCUCAAGAGCAGCAAGUAACUCUUUUCCUCUCUCCAGCAUCCAUGUCUGCAUUGCAGACCAGUAUAAACCAACAAGAGAUGCAACAGUCUCCUCUUUAUUCCCCUCAGAACAACAUGCCUGGAAUCCAAGGAGCCACAUCUUCACCUCAACCACAGGCUACUUUAUUUCACAACACUACAGGAGGCACAAUGAACCAACUACAAAAUUCUCCUGGCUCAUCUCAGCAGACUUCAGGAAUGUUCUUAUUUGGCAUUCAAAAUAACUGUAAUCAGCUUUUAACUUCUGGACCAGCUGCAUUGCCAGAUCAGUUGAUGGCCAUAAGUCAGCCAGGCCAACCACAAAAUGAGGGCCAGCCACCUGUGACAACACUUCUUUCUCAGCAAAUGCCAGAGAAUUCUCCACUGUCAUCCUCUAUGAACACCAACCAGAACAUGGAAAAGAUUGAUUUGCUUGUUUCAUUGCAAAACCAAGGGAACAACAUGACUGGCUCCUUUUAA
Molecule: messenger RNA, 4665 nt
Organism: Pipistrellus nathusii (Nathusius's pipistrelle)
Lineage: Eukaryota; Metazoa; Chordata; Mammalia; Chiroptera; Vespertilionidae
Source: the annotation of a GenBank genome assembly